Messenger RNA from Bathycoccus prasinos, 444 nucleotides. Its product is annotated as 40S ribosomal protein S19. The transcript has 2 exons. Bases 1 to 444 code for a protein of 147 amino acids. Lineage: Eukaryota; Viridiplantae; Chlorophyta; Mamiellophyceae; Mamiellales; Bathycoccaceae. Gene Ontology annotation, molecular function: structural constituent of ribosome. Gene Ontology annotation, biological process: translation. Gene Ontology annotation, cellular component: ribosome. The record is from RefSeq and is a predicted model, not a curated record.
AUGGUGAACGCACCGAGAACUGUGAAAGAUACUCCGGCGAAUGAGUUCGUCAUCUCCUUAGCGCAAUACUUUCGAUCUUCGGGCAAGAUGGAAGUCCCGCAAUGGGUUGAUAUCGUCAAAACCGCCACCUUCAAAGAGCACGCCCCGUACGACCCGGAUUGGUUUUACAUCAGAUGUGCCUCUACGGCGAGAAAGAUUUACGUUCACGGCAGAAUGGGCGUUGGAGCGUUGAGAAAGUCGUACUCUGGUUCCAAGAACAACGGACACAACAAGCACCACCGCGCGAUUGGUUCGGGUUCGGUGGCGAGAGCGGUAUUGCACCAACUCGAAAGUUUAGGCGUGGUUGAAAAAGACGGUAAAGGAGGCAGAGUCAUCACGGCUUCGGGUAUGAGAGAUUUAGAUCGCAUCGCUGGUAGAGUGAAGGUUGAUCACAAGAUGAUCUAA